AGUUGUCGGCAUGGUUCUGGACAUUUCGAGGGGGAUGCGUCAAGGUCGAGGUGGGGAGCACGACGUCAUCUGCGAUUGCAGAACUCGGUUGUUGCUGAUGUUGCAUCAUUAGCAUCAUCUGCUGGUGAUGAUGGGGGUUGUAGUAUCCAGAUGGGGCUUGAUUUGAACGCUGCUGAGUCAUAA
This is a messenger RNA of Rodentolepis nana, 183 nucleotides long. The record is from the annotation of a GenBank genome assembly. NCBI's taxonomy places the organism in Eukaryota, Metazoa, Platyhelminthes, Cestoda, Cyclophyllidea, Hymenolepididae.